Bacillus rossius redtenbacheri is the source of this 1785-nucleotide messenger RNA. RefSeq names its product putative ammonium transporter 1. The record is from RefSeq and is a predicted model, not a curated record. The transcript has 11 exons. Bases 138 to 1547 code for a protein of 469 amino acids. Gene Ontology annotation, molecular function: ammonium channel activity. Gene Ontology annotation, biological process: ammonium homeostasis; ammonium transmembrane transport. Lineage: Eukaryota; Metazoa; Arthropoda; Insecta; Phasmatodea; Bacillidae. Gene Ontology annotation, cellular component: plasma membrane.
CGAGGCACUGCCAAGCGGUCGACGACGCCGUCUUCCAUCAGCAGCGAAGAAGAGUUGAGGGUGACCCCAAGGAGUCCAAACGGCCCGAUUCACACAAACUGCUGCAGCGCAGAGCGAGGGCAAGUAAAGCUUCCGAGAUGAACGCCACCAGAGACAUCUACGAGGAGCUGCACGAACUGAAGACGAACAUCGAUGCCGUGUUCCUGCUGAGUAACGGCAUCGUUGUCAGCUUGAUGCAGUGUGGCUUCGCGUGUCUGGAGGCUGGCUCCGUCAGGUCCAAGAACGCCACCAACAUCAUCAUGAAGAACGUUUUUGACAUGCUGAUCGGCGCAGUGGCGUACUGGCUGGUGGGCUACGCCAUCGCGUACGGGGACGGCAACGCCGUGCUGGGACUCACGCACUGGGCGGGAGCCGGGCUGCGGCCGCACAUGAUGGCGCACUGGUUCUUCCAGUUCGUGUUCGCGGCCACCGCCGCCACAAUCAUGUCGGGAGCCGUGGCCGAGCGCUGCAACUACGUCGCCUACAUCGCCUACAGCGCCGUCGUGUCCGGGCUCGUGUACCCGAUGGUGUCCCACUGGGUGUGGUCGCCCCAGGGAUGGCUGCUGCAGCUCGGCUACAAGGACUUCGCCGGCAGCGGAGCAGUGCACCUGCUGGGAGGGACCUGCUCGCUGGUGGCCGCCGUGUUCCUGGGGCCCCGCAUCGGCCGCUUCGACGGCAAGCUGGGUCCGGAGCUGUUCCUCGGACACUCCACGCCGCUGGUGGGCGUGGGCGGCCUACUGCUGUUCAGCGGCUUCCUGGCCUUCAACGGUGGCUCGCUGGGCUCCAUGGCGGGCCGCGGGGACGGCGGCGUCAUCUCCACGGUGGUCGCCAACACGGUGAUGGGCGGCAGCGGCGGCGGGCUGCUGGUGCUGGCCGGCAGCAGGCUGGGGCUGUUCGGCGACCCCGCCUGGAGCUUCGCCAUCACGCUCAACGCCGCGCUCGCCGGCAUGGUGUCCGUGUGUGGAGCCCCCGACGAGAUGGCCCUGUGGUCCAGCCUCGUCACCGGCAUGACCGCCGGGUGCGUCUACGUGUUCCUGCACUACCUCGUCGCCCGUUGCCGGAUCGACGACCCUCUGGAUGCCGUGGCGGUGCACCUGGGCGGAGGUCUGUGCGGCGUCGUGGCCGUCUCCGUGUUCUCCCGCCGCGGGCUGCUGCACGGAGCCUCGAGUGCCUCCACCAUGCUGUUCGUGUAUCAACUCGUGGGCGCCCUGGCCAUCGUCCUGUGGUCUGCAGUCAGCUGCUGCCUCCUGUUCUGGGCGCUGCGGGCUCUCAACCUGCUGAGAGUCAGUAGGGAGCAGGAGCUGGAAGGUCUGGACAUAGCCAUGCACGGAGAGAUCGCAUAUCCGCCUUCAUCUUGGGAACCUGACUUUCGCCUGCCACAAGAACCAGUCAGCUCAGUUAUGGUGCUUGCUGAGAAACCGAGUCCACUCAGCGGCGCAGUGAUUCCCGUGCCCGAGUGCCAAGCACUCAUGACGUCAUCGGAGAGCAAAAAGCUAUACCAAGUGUGAUUCAGCAGAGUUUUGGCUGGAUACUCUUCACCAAGGAUGGACCUUGCGGCAUAUCUGCACGCGUUCAAAACUAUUUAUUCGUGUUUGUGUUGGUGGCUGUUGUUUCCAUAGAAGUCGUCUUCACCCCAACGCAUUCCCUGUUCCAUGUUCAUUGUUCUAUCCCACACUUGCCAUAAUAUUUUGUGUUUUUGUAAAAGACUGAUUUGUAUAAAAAAAUAAAAAAGAGCGUUGGAAAACA